Messenger RNA from Myripristis murdjan (pinecone soldierfish), 3731 nucleotides. It is a transcript of the gene il34, whose product is annotated as interleukin 34. The transcript is spliced from 8 exons. The record is from RefSeq and is a predicted model, not a curated record. NCBI's taxonomy places the organism in Eukaryota, Metazoa, Chordata, Actinopteri, Holocentriformes, Holocentridae. Gene Ontology annotation, molecular function: macrophage colony-stimulating factor receptor binding. The coding region runs from base 463 to 1119 and encodes 218 amino acids. Gene Ontology annotation, biological process: positive regulation of protein phosphorylation; positive regulation of macrophage differentiation; positive regulation of monocyte differentiation.
CGCAGCAGGCCGGACGGACGCACGGAUCCUCCAGCGGACUUCUCCCCGGUGACUUUUGUGAUUGUUGUCGUUUCGCCGGGACGCGGAUUCCUGACUGAGCUCGUUUCCCAGCGGGCAGCAGUUUAACAACCACACAGCAAGUCAGCUCCUCUGAGCGGAUAACAGCCUUUACGCAUCCCUGGACCCUGCGGAUAAACGUCCCGAGGCAGUCGAGAGCGGAGAGCAAACGGAGCGUCUAGAAGCCGGGCUGUGCCGCUGCCAGCAUGUUUCACUAAUGCUGAAGCUCGCUGUGAGAACCUGAAGACCCGUGAUGCUCCAUCACCCAUGUGUGUCGCACUGAGGACGCACAGAGAAGAGCUGCAGACGUCUGCCUGUGUGCGCGCACACACACACACUGCGCUGAGCUGAGCUGAGCUGAGCUGAACGCACCGCAGAGCUGAGGACUGAAGCCCAGAGCAGAGCAUGAUCCAGCUGUCUGCCUCUACCUGCCUGCUGGGAGGCCUCUUGGGCCUGUUGUUGAUAGCCCCUGUCCUGAUGGCCCCGACGCCGCCCGGCCUGUGCACAGCCCUGAAGACGCUCAACGACAGCCUCAGCCACAGGCGGCGAUACAUGAAACACAACUUCCCCAUCAAUUACACCAUCAAGGUUCACAAUGAGGAAGUCUUCAGACUCUCAAAUAUUUCUCGACUGAAGUUAAAGGUGGAGGGUUUGGAGGAGCUCGUCCUGCAGAGGUUAUGGUUCCAGGUCAACCAAGGCGUGUUGAAAAAGGUCAUCCGGGUUCUGCCAGAGAGACAUCCCUCCCGUUCGUACACCGCCGAGCUGGAGAGCCGCUUCAGAGACGCCGAGGGAGUCUUCGUCCAGUCGCUUCCCUCUGAGGUGUUCCAGCAGGAGCUUCCAGAGAGAAUCCAGGACAUUUGGGAUCGUCUGACCGAGGAGCCAGACAGAGUCCCGGAGUCCAGCUGGAGAUUCGCCUCUCCUAAAUCUCUGUUGGACCACUUCCUGCACACCAUGCUGUGCCUCUUCCGCGACUGCUUUGCCAGUACAGAUGACAACCAUGACUACUGCAGCGUCUCCCAUCGGAGGAAAGGCAGGCAGAAAGACGUAAAGCCGGAAAGCUGAGAAGAGGCCAGUGGGGUGAAGUUGUCCCUGUUGAUGCCGAUCAGGGAUUUAGCGUUAGAAUCUCCCUUAAGGUAUAAUUAAGGGUUAAAAAAAAAAACAAAGGACAGUCCACCCUGAAACAAGAAGGCCCGGUCCUGCUUCGUGAACAUCCGUCAGUCUCUCCCAAAGCCACAAAAGAAGAACCAAGACCGUCUCGGUGACGCGAUGAAGAGACAGGAGAGUGAAUCUGCAGACGCAGCGGCAGUAACAGUACCCACCUGGAUUCAAUGGGUGCUUUCUUUUCAUUUACAAUGAAGUGAAGCUCCAGCCCCGACUCCACCCGGCCUGCAGGAAAGCGCCCCGGCUCUUUGUCUCUUCAUGGCAUCUCAUUUGGAGUCUUGGUGCUCAGGUUUCCAGCUUUGGGAGAGACUCACUGGUGUUCACGCAGCAUAUUUUGACUGAAUUGUUGUCGGCAAUUCGACCUACGCUUGGUAUUUUCACAGUAAUAAAAGACGGAUUCUGUUUUAAGUGGUGGGUUUUCACCUUAAGUUUAAGAAAGACGGUGGAGGCUGCUGAUUCGAUGUCAGCGAAGGGUCAACCCUCGCCCCCCCGUGGUGAGGACGUCGCUGUUUGCUUUGCCAAAGCCUGCGCGGCGCUCUGAUGCACCUGCACGCUUCGCCUCCGACGCCGACGAGAGAGAGAGACAGUUGAGAACGGUGAGCCGACUUUUGUGUGUCCAGGACCGCCUCAGUCGAACCGACGGGACAGCGAACACAAACCGAGCUUCUUACCCAAAGGCAAACUAUGAAAAACUGCUGUUUCACUUUACUGACUUCCUCAAAACUUCACUGUGUAUCGCUUUUUUUCUGCAGGCUGCAUUCAGAGGGGCUAUUUUAAGAGUUUGUGGUGGGCCCAAAGUGCAGAUUCAAAGGCUGUCCCUGCCCCUUGCCAUUUAUUUCUAUCGGUAUGUAUACCAUGCACCAACAGCCAAGACAAGCAGCGUGGUUCAGUACAGACAGAUUGGAAUCCAAACCAGCUUUUUCACAUGUAGGUCUUAUUUUGGAGUGGUGUCAGCCUGGCCACUCUUGCAUAAUACACCCGUCUCCCGUGUCAGCAGACUGUAAAAUGGUAACAAGCUAUUAACUGUGGGAUAGUAAAACCAGUCAGCUGCACCUUGCAAAUCUGUCUUUAACCCGGUGAGACUGCACCAGGGGGACGGUGUAUGGCGGGACGCGGCUGCAGUGCAGAAUGGUAGCACUUUUUUUUUUUUUUUUGUCUUUUUGCGACAUUAAGACCAAGUGAACAUCGAUUGGCCUCGGAAAAGUAACACCGACGUGAUCGCACCGGCGCUGGAGCAGGACGUGGUGGUGGACUUCACCUUGGACACCUUAGACACCACAGACAGUGAUGCAGCUUUCUGUCUGUUUUCAUGACUUUUUAUACACACACACACAUACACUCACACACACACAUACACGCAUGUGCACAAAUGCAGACACGGACACCGACACCCUGCAAGUUGCUGCUAGCAUUGCAAUUGAAUGAUAACGUUGCCAAUUAUCCCUUUUUGUAGUCUAAAAUACAAAAUAAGAGUACCUAUAUAUGAAUAGUAACAGACUCAAAACGUCAUAUAUGAACUCUUCAGACUAUUCCUUAUUUGACAGAGUAUAUUUUGCAGUAUUUUAUGUGUAUUUAUACAACAUUGUCAUCAGUCAGUGUAUGCAUUUUAUGUUUCAGAUGUAUUUUGCUAAUGAAUUUGUUGUGUGACCUGCGUAUGUAUAUAUUUCUGUAUGAAACGUUAUUUGAUGUUAUGUUGCAAAAGACAUUAAAAAUUGGUGUGUAGCAGAGGUGGAAAGUACUGAAAGGUUUUACUGUGAUCAGUUACACUUUAAACAGUUACACAGAAGUACAAGUAAAAGAGGGUUUGUCUAUAAAUAAUUACUGAACUAAAAGUAAAAAAUACCCAAAUCUGCUGGUUUUAUGUACAUUUUACAAAAAACUCACCAGAUUUUGGCGCUGAGCCUGCAGAUAAAUCGAUUUGCUCAUUCUUAGCACAUGAAUGAAAAACAGUACAGAAAAGUAAAGUUACUACAGAAUACGUAACUAAAUCCACCUCUGCAACACAUCACAAUGCUUAUUUUUGUAAAAAGCCCUGUAUAGUCUAAACUUCACGUUGCCUGCUGUUGAAUGAAAAUGUUCCAUUGCUAAAAUGUACGUUUUUAAGGAAUUACGAAAAACGCUUUUUUUUUUAAAAGUUAGACCUCACAUUUUUUUCUCCCAGCGUGUUUCGAGUGGGUUGAACAGGAACUUCGCUCAGCACAUGUGGGACAACGCCGACGUUAAAGCGAAUGGAAAACUAGACGGGAAGAGCGGCGGACCCGGUCCCCAUUGGUGUUUUAUUUGUCACCACUAGGAGGCUCCAGGCAGUUAGUUCUGGAAAAAGUCAGUAAGAAAGUGACAAUUAAAGUUUCUCCACCUUCCGUCCUGCAAAAAUAAGCCAAAAAAUGAGACAUGAUAGGAAAAUAUAUGGGCUGAGUACGGAAAACAUGUCAUUGGCAGCAUCGGUUCACCCAUUCUGUCAGCUCUUUUCAAAGAAUACUCCCAACGUCUGGAGCAAAAUCCCAUUUUUUCCG